Molecule: messenger RNA, 593 nt
Organism: Parasteatoda tepidariorum (common house spider)
Lineage: Eukaryota; Metazoa; Arthropoda; Arachnida; Araneae; Theridiidae
Product: glucose dehydrogenase [FAD, quinone]-like
Source: RefSeq, a predicted model, not a curated record
GUCAGCAAUCACUUUAUUUGGAAAUGAAGUUUAACAGACAGUUUGAUAAAUCAUUAUUUUCAUCUAAAGUAUUCAUUUAAAUUCAAAUAUGACAUUCAUAUCAAUUUUACAGAAAUAUGUAUUUCCUUUUCUACUUGCAACCGACGUUUUCAAUCCGCUGAAUACAGGGCAUUUAAAAUCACACUAUGACUACAUAAUUGUUGGUGCUGGAUCGGCAGGAAGCGUCAUUGCAUCUCGUCUGUCUGAGGAUCCUUGCGUGAGUGUUUUACUUUUAGAAGCUGGACCUAAGGCUCAAGUUUUGACCGAAGUUCCUUUGGCCGGUAUGGAAAUAGGGGGAACAAUAAAUGACUGGAAUUACAAGACAGUUCCACAAAAAUUUGGUGCUUUUGCUUAUCCAAACCACCAAAUGACUAUGCCCCGUGGUAAAGGAUUGGGUGGUUCAAGCAUAAUAAACUACAUGUUGUACGUGAGAGGUAAUAAGAGAGAUUACGAUCGAUGGGCUGAUAUUGGUUGUGAAGGAUGGUCUUGGAAAGAUGUAUAUCCCUACUUCUUGAAAUCAGAAGACAAUACCGAUCCGGCAGUACUCCGCGAUG